Otolemur garnettii (small-eared galago) is the source of this 2555-nucleotide messenger RNA. It is a transcript of the gene EBF2, whose product is annotated as early B cell factor 2. Gene Ontology annotation, molecular function: RNA polymerase II cis-regulatory region sequence-specific DNA binding; DNA-binding transcription factor activity, RNA polymerase II-specific. The coding region runs from base 269 to 1996 and encodes 575 amino acids. Lineage: Eukaryota; Metazoa; Chordata; Mammalia; Primates; Galagidae. Gene Ontology annotation, biological process: regulation of transcription by RNA polymerase II. The transcript has 16 exons. The record is from RefSeq and is a predicted model, not a curated record.
UGCAGGGGCUGAGGCGGCAGAUCUGAACUUGCAGCGGAUAGAAACGUAAACUUCGACUGCAUCAGUCCGCACCUCUCGAGGGAAAAAGGACGGAUUGUUAUUAUUAUAUAUAUAUAUAUAUUUUUUUCCCAGAGAGACUCAAACUUCGGCACUUGCUCGCCUUUCUUGGAUUGCUUUGGAGGACACGGUUUUCUGGCAGCAUUGGGAACAGUCAGACUGUGUUGUAACUCUUAUUUUUAAAGCAACCGUAGAGGAUCAGACUUUUUAAAUGUUUGGGAUUCAAGAUACUUUAGGAAGAGGACCGGCUCUGAAAGAGAAAUCGCUGGGUGCCGAGAUGGAUUCGGUCAGGUCCUGGGUACGGAAUGUCGGAGUGGUGGACGCCAAUGUCGCUGCGCAGAGCGGGGUUGCCCUGUCUCGGGCCCACUUUGAGAAGCAGCCUCCCUCCAACUUGAGGAAGUCCAACUUCUUUCACUUUGUCCUGGCGCUCUACGACAGGCAGGGGCAGCCAGUGGAGAUCGAGCGCACAGCCUUCGUGGACUUUGUGGAGAACGACAAAGAGCAAGGCAACGAGAAGACCAACAAUGGAACCCACUACAAGUUGCAGCUCCUUUACAGCAACGGCGUCCGCACGGAGCAGGACCUCUACGUCAGGCUCAUCGACUCUGUCACCAAGCAGCCCAUAGCUUACGAGGGACAGAAUAAAAAUCCAGAAAUGUGCCGAGUGCUCCUGACACACGAGGUGAUGUGCAGUCGAUGCUGUGAAAAGAAAAGCUGUGGAAACCGAAACGAGACUCCUUCAGACCCUGUCAUCAUCGACAGAUUCUUCUUAAAAUUUUUCCUCAAGUGCAAUCAGAAUUGCUUGAAAACAGCAGGAAACCCAAGAGACAUGAGACGGUUUCAGGUUGUGUUGUCCACAACGGUGAAUGUGGAUGGACAUGUCCUGGCCGUCUCUGACAACAUGUUCGUCCAUAACAACUCCAAGCACGGGCGGAGGGCGAGGAGACUGGACCCUUCUGAAGCUACCCCCUGCAUCAAAGCCAUCAGCCCAAGUGAAGGCUGGACCACAGGAGGAGCCAUGGUCAUUAUCAUUGGAGACAAUUUCUUUGAUGGUCUCCAAGUGGUGUUUGGAACCAUGCUCGUCUGGAGCGAGCUAAUAACCCCUCAUGCCAUCAGAGUGCAGACUCCUCCUCGGCACAUCCCAGGAGUGGUGGAGGUGACAUUAUCUUAUAAAUCCAAACAGUUCUGCAAAGGAGCCCCAGGAAGGUUCAUUUACACAGCAUUAAAUGAACCCACCAUAGACUAUGGCUUCCAGAGGCUUCAGAAAGUCAUCCCCAGGCAUCCCGGAGACCCUGAGAGAUUAGCUAAGGAGAUGCUGCUGAAGAGAGCGGCGGACCUGGUGGAGGCCCUCUACGGCACGCCGCACAACAACCAGGACAUCAUUUUGAAGCGAGCCGCGGAUAUUGCUGAAGCCCUCUACAGCGUCCCCAGGAACCCCAGCCAGAUCCCAGCUCUGUCCAGCUCCCCAGCUCACGGGGGCAUGAUGGGCAUUAACUCCUACGGCAGUCAGCUUGGGGUCAGCAUCUCCGAGUCAACACAAGGAAAUAACCAAGGGUACAUCCGUAACACGAGCAGCAUCUCCCCGCGGGGCUACUCGUCCAGCUCCACGCCCCAGCAGUCCAACUACAGCACUUCCAGUAACAGCAUGAACGGCUACAGCAACGUCCCCAUGGCCAACCUGGGCGUACCAGGCUCCCCGGGAUUCCUCAACGGCUCCCCGACAGGCUCCCCGUAUGGAAUCAUGUCCUCGAGUCCCACCGUGGGAUCCUCCAGCACGUCCUCCAUCCUCCCGUUUUCCUCCUCCGUUUUUCCUGCUGUCAAACAGAAGAGUGCCUUUGCCCCCGUCAUCAGGCCCCAGGGCUCCCCUUCACCUGCCUGCUCCAGUGGCAACGGAAACGGAUUCAGAGCCAUGACUGGACUUGUCGUCCCCCCGAUGUAAAGAAGAGGAAAACGGCUUUCUUCUAGCACAAAACUACUUACUCUGAUGGACCAAUAACGCGGAAAGCACUAUGAGCUCUUUGUGGGCAAGAGUUGUGCCCCCAGUGAACACGAUGGACACUCUUGGGUAUGCAAGGAGCUGGCAUCUCAUUCGGUCUCACGUCCCCUGGUAGCUCUGACGACGAUGACACAAACUGCCCCUCUUGGGGACAAGGACAAAAGGUGUCAUUGACGUAGCCAGCGCUAAGAGCAGAAAUGCAAUCCUUUGUUAUGAACAUUCUGAAAAACCACCUUCCUAUGUUUGUAAAAUAUUUAAGAAAAAAAAAUUGGCAAACAAUUAAUGCUUAAUAUUUUGGAUACCAUUUGUUUUUCUUUGUAGGAAAAAAAAAGUUGAAAGUUUCUAUUUUCUAUGAAGCCUUUCAGAUACCAAUUUAGUUUAUGCAGAAAAAAAAAAAAAGUGAACAAACAGGGUACCAGCAUGGAAGACUUUCUUAAAAUGAAACCGGAAUUGAAUGAUGAAACGUAUGUGUGUUUGCUUAUAGUUUAAAUCUCUUUAAAAA